Molecule: messenger RNA, 3851 nt
Organism: Mycena citricolor
Lineage: Eukaryota; Fungi; Basidiomycota; Agaricomycetes; Agaricales; Mycenaceae
Source: the annotation of a GenBank genome assembly
CUUUUUUGGCUGACGCCAAACUGACGCGCCGGUCGACUCAACCACCGCUGGAUGCGCUCUCAAACCUUCAUACAGCGCUCUAGGUCAAUAUUGAAGACAGCCAGGGCCGCAGUCUCAAUCCGUGACGCUGGGGCCAGUAGCGCAAGACCAACGAGACGAACUCCGCUCUCGAAGCCUUCGCCCUACAGUAAACGCCUAUCCUCUACAACCCCCGUCGUCUCCAGCGAAGCCAGUCCGGAGGAUGCACCGGAUGCCUCAGAACCGCCAUUAGCAUCCGAGCCUCCCUUGGAGCCACCAGAAGCUCCUGAGGAGCCCGAGAAGGCGAAACGUCGGACACGCACAGCGUCAGCUAGAGAGGCGGAGGCGCAGAUCGAUUUACCGGAAGGAUUGGGUUCUCAAAUCUUGUGGCAACCCGAUUCCGACCCAGGACAGUCGCAUCAGUCAGCACUCCCGCCACCUGAACUACUCGACGAGGCGCUGCAUAAUUUGCACAUAACUCUGCAUCCCCAGACCCAGCAUCGGGCAGCAUAUGCGUCGCCUCUCGGACCGCUUGUCGACCCGACGCUUGCGCUGUAUUGCCCCGUCGAGGGCGGAGAGUACGUUGUUGACGCAACGGUGCGUGAACUGGCGCGGAGGACGGGUGCCGAGGUUCUAGUUCUGGAUGCGGUACAAUUGGCUGCAGGGGAAUGGGGAGUGUUCGGCAAAGCUGCCAAUUCUUUGCAACUGACCCGGAACCCGUUGCACUUUCGAUCACCUACAAUAACAUCGAAGACAUUAGCGUCGGAAGAGGAUGAAGAAGACUCUGACUCCGGACCUUCUUUCAAUCCGACUCAAAUGCUGCUGACAGUGCUCAAUCCUCAAUCCGGGCGCAGUGUAGUCACGCCUUCACGUCGCAGUGGUCCGCCCAGCAAGAUACAAGUGUUUUUCGACACAAUUGUUAACUUGUCCUCAUCUGAGGAUGGGCCACCAAAACCGCGGCUGAUUUACAUCCGAGGCAGGUAUAUCUCCGGUUUGGAUCAUGGCACAACUCAUCUGUUCCCAGAUUUUACCACUUUGGCUCCGUCAACCUCGGCAUGGUAUCCAUACUUGCUCUCGGCCGUCCGGGAACGGCGGAGGAGGACAUUGGCGCGCACAACCUCUCCGGUAACGCAUCCUGUGACUAUUGUCUUUGGAAUGACUCCUCCCCUGGUCCCACGAGCGUCUUCGGCGACCACCGUGCCCUCUCCGCAGCCCCCUCACCGCUCUGCGGGGUCGCGAGUGGCCGACUCGCACUGGAGCGAAGACGAUGCCAGCGACAAGGCACGGGAAAAACGCCUGCGCGAGCGUCUACGUCGGUGGGACAAAGAUGACGGGCUGCGGGAGGAUCUGUCGAAGUUUUCGGCCGUCUUGGAUAGCCGAUCAGGGCGUGAGCCUGCUGCUGGAAUCCUGAUCGUACGAGGCUCUCAAGGAUCGGUCAUCGCCCAACCCGGCGCAAAUGACGACAGAAGUGAAUCUGGUGCCGACACAGACUCACUUUUCUUCCGGACAACCAUCAUUGUACCGGGUACGCGUUCGCCAGCAGAUGAACGCGUAUGCCGAGUGACAAGGCGGCGGGAGAUCAACGAGCUGACGAUGCGUAUGUCGAUUGGCGGGAUCGGAGGCCUGUUGGAAAGCGGGGGUGUGAUUGCUUCGCAGGAUGAAAUGGCCGACGAUCUGCAUGGAAUGUGGGAAGACUGGGGCAAUCGCAUCGAAUUGUGGUCAACCGUGCGAUUGGUAGCCGACAACGCUCUCGGACACGUGGUUGCCACCACCUCACCAACGCCGUCUCUCGAUCCUACUCUCGUCAACUGGUCACAUGUUGGCAGCGCUUGGGCUGCCCAUCAACAGCGACAGUCGCUUCGCAAAGCAUGGAUGAAGGAUGUGUCCAAGUCUGCCCAGCCUCUUGAAGAAGAAGCAGCAGAGAAUGAGACGGCAGAAGAGCAAGUUGUCGAUGAGCUGGUGGAGGCCUUGAAGAACGACGAGGACCUGGAGCCUCAUGAACAGCGGCUCGUUGCGUGUAUUGUGAAACCAAACACAAUGCCCACUGGUUUCGGUCAGGUGCACCUGCCUGCAGCUACAGUCGACGCCAUCCGGACGAUUGUCUCGUUGCCGUUGCUGCAUCCUGAAGCAUUCCAACAGGGCAUUCUCAAAGAGCAUGCUAUGACCGGCUGCCUGCUCUUCGGUCCCCCGGGUACCGGAAAGACACUGCUGGUCCGUGCUCUUGCGAAAGAGGCUGGAUGUCGCAUGAUGGCCAUCUCUCCUUCCGAUAUCAUGGAUAUGUAUGUCGGAGAGGGGGAGAAACUGGUCAAGGCGCUCUUCUCUAUCGCACGUAGAAUCGCUCCCUGUGUCAUCUUCCUGGAUGAGAUGGAUGCUCUGUUCUCCGCCCGAGAAAUGGAUGGACUGCGUUCGUCGAAGGAUGACAGCGUCAUCGUCAUCGGUGCGACAAAUCGGCCUUUUGAUCUAGACGACGCUGUUCUGAGGCGGCUGCCUCGCCGCUUGCUCAUCGAUCUCCCGGGUGAAGCCGAGCGAGCAAGCAUCCUUAAGAUUCUGUUGCGGGACGAGCAGUUGGACGCCGAUGUUGAUAUUCAAAGCAUUGCUAAGAAAACUGAGGCGUUCUCCGGUUCAGAUCUCAAACAUCUUUGUGUUGCGGCCGCUGUUGAUGCAGUGAAGGAGAAUCUGGUCUUGCCAUGGAAGGCGGCUACGACGGAUGACAUCAAGCAGCCUGCGUCUGACCAAUCUGGAUCCGAAGCGAGCUCGGCGGAGCACUCCGAAUCGGCCACUCCAGAAUCUGAAGGAGCACAGACCUCCGCUGAAGAGACGGUGCCCCCUCCAGACCAGGCCCCGCGAAUAUUGUAUCUCCGUCAUUUCACCAAAGCACUCGCCGAGAUCACCCCGUCGUCUUCGGAACAUCUGGGCAGUCUCGCUGAGCUGCGCAAGUGGAACGAGGAAUUUGGGCAGGGCCGGGACACCAAAAAGCGACAACAGCCGUUGUGGGGUAAGGGCCGAUUCGGCUUCGGGGACCCGAAAGCGAGUCCUCCUGCACCAGAAGAAGGGCGCGUUCUCCCAUUAGACACGGGUCGUUCAUAGCAUCAUUAAUAGACGGCAUACUAGACUAUUGACCAAUCUAUCUACUGAUUCGCUCGCGAUCGUCGUUUGCCUUUAGGUGUCUCUUGUUCGUCCUCCUCGACAUCCAUAGAAUCAUCAACUCGCCCCCUGCCCUGACGUUUCGGCUGACUAGAUUCUGCUGCAUCUUCCUCUGAGUCGUCCUCUUCGUCCUCGUCAUCUUCAUCGCUGUCCUCGACCGACUUUCUCACUCGUCUCUUCCCGUCGUCGCCGUCUCUGACAGCACCCUCUCCAACGGGAACCAUACUUUCAACAUCGAGGGCCAGUCUUUGCCACACUUGGGACAGGUCCUCCGGGAAGACCUCUUGCCCAUACAGUGCCCAUGGAAGUGAGCAUCACAGUCUGCAGCAGGGCAGCCGACACCUUUGGUCACCAGCUAAGCCCGACGCUGGGUCUCGAACAGGUCAAGACCUCAUCCGCAUACGCCGCUCGAUAGACGCACCUGCUUCUCAGCAGCCAACCUUUGCCAACGAAGCUGGACAGAACAAUCUCCGCCUGUGUCUUGGUCAUAUUCGACUUGGGUUUGAGUGUGCUGACUUCGCGAAGAGCUGCCAUGGAUGAUAUGGAGAAGGAAUGCCGUGGCGCAAGUAUGAUUUGCUCAAUCUGUUCAUCCUCAGACACAUGUUGUGAAGAGACUACUUUUGGAACUGACGAGCGCUUUGAAAAACGCGAUCUCGCCCGGCGUGUAGUCUGUAGCGAGCUGGGCGAUC